Messenger RNA from Penicillium malachiteum, 705 nucleotides. RefSeq lists its product as uncharacterized. The transcript is spliced from 2 exons. Lineage: Eukaryota; Fungi; Ascomycota; Eurotiomycetes; Eurotiales; Aspergillaceae. Bases 1 to 705 code for a protein of 234 amino acids. The record is from RefSeq and is a predicted model, not a curated record.
AUGAAAUUACACUCAUUGUACAUCAUUUCUUUCGGGUCACUGCCGGAAGAAAUAUUCUUGUCAGCGUCUUGGUCCCGUGUGACCGGCUCUGACGGCACGAUCGGACCAGAGCUCUGGUCUAACGGUCUAAGCUUUGCACCGCUGUACAAGGAUUUCUAUGCCCUCAUCGACGAGCGUCUGGCGCGUAAGUUCGUAUUCACUAUUCGUUCGAAGACAAACAAGGAAUUGAACCGAAAGGGAUGCGACCUGAGCUAUCGCCCGAUCGUGCUGUCAGAGCCGGUCACACGGGACCAAGAUGCGAUGCACCACCGAGCCCGCGACUUCGAAGGGACAAUGUACACGGUCAUUGGUAAUGAAAGAGACCCAAGCCACCGAUGCCGCGACAGGAUGGUCAUGGAGCAUUCCCACUGGUGUCUGCUGAUGGGCCUUCCAGACUGCUGGCUGGCCCCCCUCGGCUCGAUCGAGGGAUAUACACCGCUAGUCUGCGCCGUCAACAACAAAAAGACCCCUGCCAGCAAUCUAAAGAUCGGCAAAAACAACCUAGCCAAGAUUGUCCCUGGACAGCUCUACGCAGAUAUUCCAGACCCAAAACCAGGUCCUAGAUCUCUCAUCUUUGUCCCCGCUCCUCCGCCAAAAGCGAAAAAGAGGGGCUCAUCUUUGAUCUCCUCGUCCCCAGGACUGCUAUCACCCAAGAUGGAGUCCUGA